AUGCUCCUCCUGCUCCUCCUGGUCCUCACUCAUCCUCAUACUCCUCCUGGUCCUCACUCAUCCUCCUGCUCCUCCUGGUCCUCACUGAUCCUCCUGCUCUUCCUGCUCCUCCUGGUCCUCACUCAUCCUCCUGCUCCUCCUGGUCCUCACUCAUCCUCCUGCUCUUCCUGGUCCUCACUCAUCCUCCUGCUCCUCCUGGUCCUCACUGAUCCUCCUGCUCCUCACUCAUCCUACUGCUCCUCCUGCUCCUCCUGGUCCUCACUCAUCCUCAUACUCCUCCUGGUCCUCACUGAUCCUCCUGCUCCUCCUGGUCCUCACUGA
Messenger RNA from Knipowitschia caucasica, 321 nucleotides. Lineage: Eukaryota; Metazoa; Chordata; Actinopteri; Gobiiformes; Gobiidae. The record is from the annotation of a GenBank genome assembly.